AGAGAUGGUACUGCAGCGUGUCAUUGAAAAGCCGAGAGAAAACGGGCUCCAUUUUGUGUCCUUCUCGCAGUAAAAGCAGCAAGACAAUCCCUCCGAAGGAAGGAAAAAAAAAACCAACACAAAGACAUCUUUUACAGGCAGAAUGAGUGGCUGCCGCAUAUUUGUCGGCCGGUUGAACCCGUCCGCCAGAGAGAAGGACGUAGAGAGAUUCUUCAAAGGAUACGGCCGCAUCCGAGACAUCGACCUCAAGAGGGGCUUUGGUUUUGUGGAGUUUGAUGAUCCUAGGGAUGCUGAGGAUGCAGUUUAUGAGUUGGACGGCAAGGAGCUCUGCAACGAGAGGGUGACCAUUGAACAUGCUCGUGUGCGCCUGCGUGGUGGGCGAGGACGUGGUGGUGACAGAGGGGGAGGAGGAGGAGGAGGAGGAGGCCGCUUCCCAGAUCGCUAUGGCCGUGGCUCCCAGGAUAGUCGGAGUAGGAAUCCUCCUCCGAUGCGUACGGAGAACCGCCUCAUCGUGGAGAACCUGUCAUCUCGCGUCAGCUGGCAGGACCUGAAGGAUUUCAUGAGACAGGCUGGGGAAGUCACGUUUGCGGAUGCCCAUCGCCCCAAGCUCAACGAAGGAGUGGUUGAGUUCGCUUCUUACAGCGACCUGAAAAACGCCCUUGAGAAGCUGUCUGGCAAGGAGAUCAAUGGAAGGAAAAUCAAGCUAAUCGAGGCAGCUAAGAAGAGGAGUUCCAGGAGUCGUUCCCGCUCAGAGAGCUCUUCUCGUUCUCGCUCUCGUAACCGGUCCCCGUCCCGCUCCAGGACCCCUCGUCGUUCCAGGUCCCACUCCCCCAAAGCACGCUCCCCCAAGAGGGACUACAAACGCUCUCGUUCUCGUUCCCACAGCGGCUCCCCAGCGCCCCGUGCUGCUGCCCCUGGCUCCCCACCCCCGAGGGCCAAAGAGACCUCUUCCUCCUCCUCUAAACGGGCCUCUAAGCCCAGCAAGUCUGCCUCCCCCCACUCCCCUCCCCCUGCACAGCGUGCGCCUUCCAGGUCUCCUUCCAGGUCUCGUGGCUCUCGCUCUCCGUCUACAGACAGCCGCCACUGAGUACUGAGAACACCUAGCGCAGGAGUAUACACAUUUUAAAAUAAACACACACCUCGUACAUAAAUACUCACAUUCAGACAAAACAGGACAGGGCAGGAACUGUUUUACCCAGCGGUUCUUGCCUGGUGUCCCUGUAUUUUCCCCUCCAUGUUUCCUCCCUCCCUCCGCUCUUCUCUUCUGACAUAGCUGAUCUUUGACCUACUUUUGUAUGGUGGGUGUUCUCUGUGAAAGCGUGGCUCUUGCUGUGAACACAAUGAGGGCUUCGUUUUCAAUUUGAGCAUCAAGUCUAAAACCUUCUGGGGGUUUUGGUUAGUAUUUUUAUUUGUAAUAAUGGAUGUAAUUCUUGGUAAGGUAUUACAUUAUAUAUUUUUUAUCAUUCAACGCUCGUGUGGCGACUCCCCCCUCUACCGGAUUUUGUUUGUCAGCUCUGAUAUCAUGAGCUGUUGAGAAUUCAAGUCCUGUUAUGAAUGUGAUUGGCUAAGGUUUUGGGUCGAACCAUUCUGAUCUCAGUGUAGGGUUCUUUUUGGGGGGGGGGGGUUUGAUUAGUUUUAUGCUGUGAUUUAUUUGAUUGAACUUCAUUCUUCUUUUUUUGGGGGGGGGUAUCAGAUUGUGAUCUGUUUUUUUUGUGGCGGCAAUAAAGGUCCUCGUUUAAGACGUCUGAUGAAAACAUUGUGGCCGGCUGCGUUAUUAUUUAACCCGUUUUGUAUUGAAGGUUUUAACGGAGUGGUUGUCUGUCUGUACUCUUUGUUUCUAUAAAGCAUUAUACACGUUUCCUUUCACAAGGUAAUGAAGCGUCGACACAACCUAGAGAAUAGUUUGGAAGAUAACUAUUUUUAAUGCUAAAUGAAGUCUUUUGUUUUUCUCUCUCCGUGUUCAAUAUGAGGGUUGUAGUUUGUACUUUAAUUGCAAAAAGAACAAGACACAGCAAACGACAAAUGAAAACCGUUUUAAAAUAAAGCGUCCAAGGCAUUUUGUAUGUCAGAACUUGAGAAUAAAUUUAAACUUCCACAAAGA
Oncorhynchus gorbuscha (pink salmon) is the source of this 2101-nucleotide messenger RNA. Its product is annotated as serine/arginine-rich splicing factor 5-like. Bases 143 to 1087 code for a protein of 314 amino acids. The transcript is spliced from 8 exons. The record is from RefSeq and is a predicted model, not a curated record. NCBI's taxonomy places the organism in Eukaryota, Metazoa, Chordata, Actinopteri, Salmoniformes, Salmonidae. Gene Ontology annotation, molecular function: mRNA binding. Gene Ontology annotation, cellular component: ribonucleoprotein complex; nucleus; cytoplasm.